Messenger RNA from Mercurialis annua (annual mercury), 1548 nucleotides. Its product is annotated as probable trehalose-phosphate phosphatase J. Gene Ontology annotation, molecular function: trehalose-phosphatase activity. NCBI's taxonomy places the organism in Eukaryota, Viridiplantae, Streptophyta, Magnoliopsida, Malpighiales, Euphorbiaceae. Bases 150 to 1253 code for a protein of 367 amino acids. Gene Ontology annotation, biological process: trehalose biosynthetic process. The transcript is spliced from 11 exons. The record is from RefSeq and is a predicted model, not a curated record.
ACACAAAUAUACAAAUAAUUUCUUCACUCUCUGCCUUAAUUUGCUCUCUUUCUUGAAUUUUUUCAAGAUUUUCAGAAACAGAGCGCUCUGUUUUCAAGUCCUUUGUUCGGUACGUUCUUUAAAAGAUUGGCAUUAAUUCUUGGGAUAUCAUGACGAACCAAAAUGUGGUGGUGGCUGAUGCAAACUCAACCAUCAACCAGGUGGCGAUAUCUAACUUCACGACGGCGGCUAAAAAGCCGCCGUCGUCUCCCGGCGGUUACAUCUCCAUUUCAAGAAAGAAACUGUUAAAGAAUCUUGAAAUCAACGGAGGCCCAAGAAUUAAUUCUUGGGUGGAGUCAAUGAGAGCCUCCUCACCAACCCAUUUGAAAUCUACACCUUCACUCUCCGAAGAAAAAAGCUCUUGGAUUCUCCACCACCCGUCGGCGUUGGAGAUGUUCGAGCAGAUAAUUGAAGCUUCGGAAGGGAAACAAAUAGUGAUGUUUUUGGAUUAUGAUGGCACUCUUUCUCCUAUUGUUGAUGACCCAGAUCGAGCUUUCAUGUCCAAGAAGAUGAGAGCGACAGUGAGAAAGGUAGCGAGGUGUUUUCCGACGGCUAUAGUGAGUGGAAGGUGCAGAGACAAGGUUUAUAAAUUUGUACGGUUAGCAGAACUGUACUAUGCUGGAAGCCAUGGCAUGGACAUUAAAGGACCAGCAAAAGGCUCCAAAUACAAGAAAGGUAGUGAAGGACUUGUCUUCCAAGCUGCUAGUGAAUUUCUACCCAUGAUAGAUGAGGUUUACAAGGAAUUGGUAGAGAAAACUAAAGCAACUCCAGGUGCUUUUGUGGAGAAUAAUAAGUUUUGUGUCUCUGUUCAUUUUCGUUGUGUUGAUGAAAAGAAAUGGAGUGAAGUGGCACUAGCGGUUAGGUCAGUAUUAAAGGAAUACCCAAAGCUUCGACUUACUCAAGGCAGAAAGGUAUUGGAAAUUCGUCCUACUAUUAAAUGGGACAAAGGCAAGGCUCUUGAAUUUUUGUUGGAGUCACUUGGAUUUGCCAAUUGUACAGAUGUUUUUCCUGUUUAUAUUGGAGAUGAUAAAACAGAUGAAGAUGCAUUCAAGGUAUUGAGAGAAAGAGGACAAGGUUUUGGAAUCCUGGUCUCUAAAUUUCCAAAAGACACUAAUGCAUCUUAUUCGCUACAGGAACCCACCCAGGUUAUGGAUUUUUUGCAACGUUUGGUAGAAUGGAAGAAGGUGUCUUUGCAUGGGUAUUCAAGGGAGUAGACAGAAGUAGUAGAAAAUUAAAAUAUUAAUAAUUACGAGUAAAUUAUUAUUACUAUAUAUAAUAUAGUUGGACCACCUCUUAAAGAAUUGUAAUUAAAAGGUGGGAUUAGAAAUUAUGUAAUUUUAUUUCUUGUUCAAGGUUUAAAAAAAGGGGUUGGACAAGAAAUAGACAAAUUAAUCCCCUUACCCUCCAUGAUGGACUUUGUACAUCUUGUAAUUAACUACCUGAGUACAAAGGGUUAAAUAUAUUUGUAAUUUUGCAAGUAAUUAAUGCAUGCAUAGAGCAGCUUUUAAC